This is a messenger RNA of Microthlaspi erraticum, 1113 nucleotides long. The record is from the annotation of a GenBank genome assembly. NCBI's taxonomy places the organism in Eukaryota, Viridiplantae, Streptophyta, Magnoliopsida, Brassicales, Brassicaceae.
AUGUCUGAGAUCUGUGUGGAAAGAAUUUACGAAGAAGUAAUCAGUGAUCUGCCUAACGAUUUGCUGAUACACAUAUUGUCUCUAAUGCAAACAAAAGAUGCAGCGAAAACGAUGCUUUUGUCAAAACGAUGGCGUUUUCUGUGGACGAUGUUGCCCAAACUCGUCAUAGAAUUCAACUUCGCCGACACCACCACCAGCUUGCCUAAGAGCAUUUACAAUUGCAAAACGCUUGUAAACUUGACUCUAUCAAACAAGAUUCUUGUCGAUGUUCCUUCUCCGGCGUGCCUCCCGUCCCUCUUAUCGCUCAACCUUUGGUUUGUGGUGUAUAAAGACCAAGAAUCUCCUGUCAGGCUUUUAUCAAGUUGCCCUAUUCUCAGAGAUUUGACUGUCGCCCGAAAAGGGCGUGACAAUGUGAACAGAUUCGUUGUGAAAGUUUCUUCUUUAAGGAAGUUAACAUACUGUGAAAAUGGAUACGAUAAAGAUUCUACUAGGUCAUUGGUUAUAGACUCCCCUGGAUUACAUUACCUUAGGGUCUAUGAUCGUUUAGGAGAUUAUGACUCGAUCCAGAAUACGCCAGGGCUUGAUGUGGCGUUGGUCGACGUUGUUAGUACGGCUGGUUUUCACCAGAAUUUCAUGUUUCUGAGAUCUUUUUCUUCUGUCAGGUUUCUCGAUUUAGAGUUAAGGGAGAUUGCGUGUUGUAGCGGCAUUAACUUCACAUGGCUCAUAGAGUUUAAGCUGACUCUUUAUGCGUCUUCGUUGGAAUCACUUAUGCUUGUCCUUGAUAACUCUCCUGUACUGAAAGUUCUUAUGAUCGACUCUUAUUACUCCAGUAUUGUCCCGUGGAACAAACCGAGUUCAGUACCGGUAUGCUUGUUAUCUCAUCUUGAGAUUUUCGAGUGGAAAGAUUAUGAAGGAGAAAAAGAAGAGAAACAAUUCUUGGAGUAUAUCCUCGCAAACUCAAAGUGUUUAAAGACUGUGGGAAUCUCCCCGACAUUUUGCUACAAGAAGAAAGAGAAAGAGAUUAUGGAUGAAAUAAAAUCUAUGUAUAGGGUUUCAGCAUCAUCUCACCUUCUCUCUGCUCGAUGGGAAUGGAGAUUUAUGGAAGUCGAUUAG